AUGCUCCCAUAUCUCCCACUCGGCCUCCUUGGGCUAUUCCCACAAAUUAUAGCAUCAACAUGUGAUGCUCGCCCAUACUCAGCCUGGAUGGCAGACAGUGUGAUUGGUCGUGGUCAAGCAACAGUCGCCCCUGGGGAUAAACCAUCGGCUUCAACAUAUUUGCAGAUAGGCUUUUUCCAAACUGCAAUUCUCCGGUUGAAGGAGUAUUAUGACACUCCUGAAUCGGCAUGUGCGCAAAGUGACUGGGAGGAGUAUCUCAGAACGAGCACCGACAGCAUCGCCCCUUUUCUCCUGAAUGCCACGCACGACACCGAAUAUCCACUAGACAGACUUUCGACUGGGAGAGGUCUUACAUAUCAGUACAAACAAGCAGGCAACAUCACUGCUAAUUCAGCCGAGAACGCAUUGCGAGAGUCCAUCAACCUUCAGCCCCGAAAUCAAUUCGGCGGAUAUUGGUACUUCACCUAUCCAGAGUGGAGCUACCUGGAUGGAAUCUACUCUCUUGUGCCGUUUCUUUCCUAUUACACCACCAACUUUGAUUCCACCAACAGCUCUGCUGUAGCGGGGGAUAUCAUCCACCAACUCGAUCUGCUCUGGUCGCACUGUCGGCACAACAGCACAGGGCUUCUUGUGCAUGGAUACGAUGCGUCUAAGAAUGCCAGUUGGGCGAAUCCUGUCACCGGAGGUAGUCCUAUCGUUUGGGGUCGCUCGUUGGGGUGGUAUCUCAUGGCUCUCGUUGAUACACUGGAGUCAAUGACCCCGGGAUUUCCGCACGAACUAAAGGAAUAUCUGCACCGGCGUCUUGUCGAGCUCACAGCUUCUGUUGUCGCAGCUGCUGAUCCUGAAACCGGGUGUUGGUGGCAGGCAAUGAACUACCCCGGUCGAGAGGGAAACUAUAUCGAGUCAAGUGGUUCAGCCAUGUUUACCUACGCGCUAUACAAGAGUGCGCGACUGGGGUAUCUUCCAGACAGAUUAAGUGGAAAGUCAUCCGACACUGCGAACCAGUGCCGGAACCAUCUGGUCGACAGCUUUGUGGUGGAUAACAAGAAUGGAACCCUCGGUUAUAAUGGGACUGUGUCUGUCUGCAGUUUGAAUUCGUCUGCUACUUAUGAGUACUAUAUCACGCAGCCUUUGCUGUAUAAUAGCGUCCAUGGAACUGCGGCAUUCGUGCUGGCCAGCUUGGAGCAUGAAAUUUCAGAGCAUGCAAAGCAGUAG
This is a messenger RNA of Aspergillus wentii DTO 134E9, 1215 nucleotides long. RefSeq lists its product as uncharacterized. Gene Ontology annotation, biological process: carbohydrate metabolic process. The transcript has 3 exons. The record is from RefSeq and is a predicted model, not a curated record. Bases 1 to 1215 code for a protein of 404 amino acids. Lineage: Eukaryota; Fungi; Ascomycota; Eurotiomycetes; Eurotiales; Aspergillaceae.